Molecule: messenger RNA, 1371 nt
Organism: Penicillium macrosclerotiorum
Lineage: Eukaryota; Fungi; Ascomycota; Eurotiomycetes; Eurotiales; Aspergillaceae
Exons: 3
Coding region: 1-1371 (456 amino acids)
Molecular function (GO): protein binding
Source: RefSeq, a predicted model, not a curated record
AUGAUUGCAAGCGUGGCUUCCUUUGCUAAGCAUCGCAGCGAUCGCAGUCUCCAGGACCAUCGGCAGCUUAUUGACGAGAUCCUUCACGAUAAGCCAUGGACAGAGGAUGCGAAGAUGACCUCUAUCUUUGAUAAACUCCCGGCCGAGAUCAUUCAUCAGAUCUUAUCCCACCUCUCUGCCCGAGACCUCACUCGCGUGUCCAGCACCUGUCGCAUAUUCGCCGAGCAUGGCUCAAAUGAUCGCUUAUGGGCGGGCCUCGUCAACUCACAUCUGCCCUUUCCCAUUCCUGAUCCGGGCCCCUUCAAAUCUUUCCGUCGCCUCUAUCUCGCUCACCUCCCAUAUUGGUUUAUCCCUCAGAGUCAGAUCUGGUUUUCAGAUACCGAAGCCCACGGUAAUCUGAUCCUAGCUCGUUAUGAUAACCGGCGAGGUGUAAUAGAAGCCUAUCGUAUUAUCGCCGAUAGGGGUCAACCUCAGUUUCAUAUUUGGGAAGCAAAUCCAGACGUCAUGAUUCAGUCCUUUAGCCCCAAGGUGGGUCUGUGGCUCGAUGAUCCGGUCCUCCUUUUGAGAGACGACGCACCCAACAACGCGAUAGCCGCCUGCCAGGAGUGGCAGCCGGAUCGCCGAAUGUCGAUGGCUGCUGAAUCUCAGCAUGUUUUUAGUUCGCUCAUGCUCUGUGCAAGGGAACAUCCCCAAAACACAGUCGUGAAUGAGACGAAACUCUGGCCACCCAGGACGAUCCCUAGUAGGCAACGUAUUUUUCGAGAUGAUUCGUCGCAGAAUCUCCCAUUACCCACCUCUGCGUCGCAGGCAUCUGACCUGGGAUUCCGUAUCAAACGUUGGGCCAACUUUCGGCUUCCGAUUGCAUCUGGAGGCAACGAAGCAAUAUCGAGCUAUGCCACGAUCGAUCCUAUGUGGUAUAUUCCGACAAGGGAAAAACCAUAUCAAGGACUCUGGGUCGGAGAUUACUCUGCCCAUGGAUGUGAAUUCCUUCUGAUCUAUCAAAUUGAUGAAUCCCCGACUACCACACCCUCAGCCCCGUAUAAUGAAGAGGAUGAUUCUGAGGAGGUCAAGGGCGCCUUGAGGGCUAUUAAACUCACAGGUGAUCCGAAUGUGCCCCGUGGCGAAAUUACAUUCGUUGCUGAGGAUAUUGGCCCUGGAGGCCUUGUCCGUGUGGCCGACGAAGAACCAUUUGAGGGCGCUCGUAUCGUAAAGUGCUUGGGGCAUGUUGCUGGCAUUGGAUUCCGCGAUGAUUCUUUCAUCUCAUCACAACUUAUUCUCGUCUCUACCGACUACAUAGCUCAUUAUUGGGAAGAGAUGGGCCACAUCUCGUACUUUCGCCGUGUGGAUAUUGACACACUUCUACGAACAUGA